Molecule: messenger RNA, 1062 nt
Organism: Fusarium subglutinans
Lineage: Eukaryota; Fungi; Ascomycota; Sordariomycetes; Hypocreales; Nectriaceae
Product: 3 (2) 5 bisphosphate nucleotidase
Exons: 1
Coding region: 1-1062 (353 amino acids)
Biological process (GO): phosphatidylinositol phosphate biosynthetic process; sulfate assimilation
Molecular function (GO): 3'(2'),5'-bisphosphate nucleotidase activity
Source: RefSeq, a predicted model, not a curated record
AUGUCAUCCUAUACUCUUGAGCGUCAAAUCGCAGAGCUCGCCGUGCUACGGGCAUCAAUCCUUACAAAAAGAGUCCAAUCGACCGUCAGCGGCAUUUCAAAAGCAGACGACUCUCCAGUCACCGCUGCUGAUUUCGCCGCUCAAGCUGUUCUCAUCAGCGCCCUCCGCAAGGUAUUUCCCGGUGACAACUUCGUCGGCGAGGAAGAUUCUAGCGCUCUCAGGGAAGAUCCCGCCUUGAAACAGCGUGUUUGGGAACUUGCCUCUGGCGCUCACCUCGAGAACGCAGACGACGAAGCCCUCCUUGCGAGCCCCAAAGAUGUCGAUGAGCUUCUUGAGGUGAUCGAUCUUGGAGGACGUGGUCAAGGUGGGAGAAAGGGGCGAUUCUGGGUAAUGGAUCCUAUUGAUGGAACAGCUACGUUCCUCAAGGGGGAACAAUACGCUGUCUCCCUAGCCUUGGUAGAGCAUGGAAAGGAGGUCGUUGGUGUUUUGGGCUGUGCGAACCUCAAGCCUGUGGAUGAUAAAGUUGCAGAGUCAACCAUCGACAAAGAUGGUCUGGGUCUUAUGCUCACCGCGGUUCGUGGGCAAGGCACCACCAUUCGCAAGAUGGAUUUCAGCGGUCUCCAGCCAGCUCAGCCUCUUGACAGCGUCGCCAAAGCCUCAAGCCCCGCUGAAGCUCAGAUCAUCAACUACUCGAGUGGCUCGACAUCUCGUCACGACCUCAUCCGCAAACUCGCAAGCUCUUUCGGUGCCAAAUUUCCCAACAUCGAGCUGUACUCAUCGCAUAUCCGUUAUGCGGCACUCCUUGUUGGCGGCGGUGAUUUUCAGCUGCGUAUCCCUUCAUCUGACGAUGUCAUGAUGCACAUCUGGGAUCAUGCUGGGGCUCAACUUAUCUUGACCGAGGCCGGCGGCAAAGUAACCGAUCUUGACGGCAAGGAUAUGGACUUUGGAGCUGGAAGGGAUCUAACCCAGAACAAUGGAUUGCUUGCAGCGAGACAGGGUAUCCACGCUGCCGUUCUUGAGAGUAUGAAGAGGAUUCUUGCUGAAGACGCCGCCUCCACUUAA